Molecule: messenger RNA, 1966 nt
Organism: Mya arenaria
Lineage: Eukaryota; Metazoa; Mollusca; Bivalvia; Myida; Myidae
Product: DNA primase large subunit-like
Exons: 12
Coding region: 48-1631 (527 amino acids)
Biological process (GO): DNA replication, synthesis of primer
Cellular component (GO): alpha DNA polymerase:primase complex
Source: RefSeq, a predicted model, not a curated record
UCGUGUAGGACGGUUGUAGGUAGAAUCAAAACAAAGAUAGCGGGAAAAUGGAUUUCAAGCGAAAUGUCAAAAGAAGACAAAGAAAUCUUGGAGUUAACGGUUUGACAGAGACAUGCCGCGCUGGCCUACAGCUAUAUAAAGUACCACCCACUGACACGAUAUCUUUAUACGAAUUUGAAGAGUUUGCUGUUGAAAGAUUAAAAGUUUUAAAGGCUGUAGAAACUGCAGGCGAGAAACAUUUGAAGACACAUGAAGAUUAUGACAAGUUUAUGUGGCAACAACUAAGAACAACUAGAUUUGCAAGUCUCACUAAGAGUCAUAAGUCACAAAAAGAGGAUGGAGACAACUUGGCCCAGUUGGAUCAUAUCUCUCAUUUCAUUUUACGUCUGGCAUACUGUCGAUCGGAAGAGCUUCGAAGAUGGUUUAUUCAACAAGAGUUGGACUUGUUCCGAUUUAGAUUUAAGACCACCUCUGACGAGGACAAGAGAGAAUUCUUAAAACAGAAUGAUCUUCAUUAUGAAUCUAUAUCAGAUGAGGAGAAGAACUCGUUUCGUGAACAGCUAGCAUCGUCCUCAGGCAUCGCGGCCAGUGUUGUUGAGACUGUCGAAUAUUUCAAGGUUCACUUCACAGAGGCGCUAGACCUGGUUCAGAAGAGGAAAGUGUAUGUACACAAGGGUCAGGUGUAUGUUCCGUACGAGGACAUGAUCUCACUUCUGGUGGGCGUGUACCGGACACACCUCUCACAGGCUCUAGCGAAAACUGCGCGGGCUUUGCCCCACCUGGAGGAGGAUGGGCGCCUACUACCCAUGUUGUGUGGGCUCAGCAAGCGAUACCUGGGCUCAGAUUACAAUGUCAAGAAAACCUCAGUUGGUCAGGUCACGGCUGACAUGAUUGAUAUGCUCUCCAAGAAGUCGUUUCCGCUUUGCAUGCAGCACCUGCACACAUCGAUGCGACAGAACCACCACCUGCGGCAUGGGGGCAGGCAACAGUACGGCCUUUUCCUCAAGGGUAUUGGGCUCUCGCUGGAAGAAGCCAUGAAGUUCUGGAGAGCAGAGUUCUGUAAACUCAUUGAUGGCGAUAAGUUUGACAAGCAGUACACAUACAACAUACGCCACAACUACGGCAAGGAGGGAAAGAGGGCAGACUACACGCCAUACUCCUGUAUGAAGGUCAUCAUGUCCAACGCUCCCGGUCCUGGUGACUCCCAUGGGUGCCCAUUCAAACACACGGACAUGGACCUGCUAAAACAGAAGAUAAAGUCCAUGGCAAUAGGAGAACUGUACCUGGAAAAGAUAAUGUCCGAAGUAAAGGCAGGUCGUUAUAAUGUUGCCUGCACACGUUACUUUGAGGCAACCCACAAGCUACCUCUGGAACAGCAGGACCAGGCCUUCAGCCAUCCAAACCAGUACUUUGAAGAGAGCCAGAGACAAAUUAAUGGGAAUGUUAAAGUUCUGUCCAAUGCCACCCCAAAGCGAGUUGGAAGUCAAGGUUCAUCCCAGUCUACACCGGGUUCAUCCCAGUCUACACCCAAGUCACAGAAAACCAGUCAGAGUCAGCCAACUACACAGAGUCUUGAUGAAAUGGACGAUGAUUUUGAUGUGACUGAAGCUGAGAUGUCAAUGACCUCUUGAAUUAUGAUCCAAUUUAAUAAACAAGUGCUCUUUAAUUGACAGAAACAUUUCUUUUGAGAUCAUUUUAAGAACAGAACAAUCUAUCUUUAUGCAAUGAUUAUUUUGAAUGAAUCUUGUUACAGUUUAUCAAGUAAAUUAACUAUUGACCUUCGUAAAGUGAUUCUCUGCAAGUACAGGAAUACUGUGUUGCUAACUAUAAGCACAUAAUGCAUUUUUAUGCAGCUUUGAAUUGUUAAUUAGAAUAUCAUUAACACGUUCAAUUCACAUAACAUAUAUAAUGUACAGACUUAUGAUGUAUUUAUUUUGAUGAUUUGGACUAUAAAAACAAAAAAUCA